This is a messenger RNA of Daucus carota subsp. sativus, 1053 nucleotides long. RefSeq names its product leucine-rich repeat protein 1. The coding region runs from base 173 to 826 and encodes 217 amino acids. The transcript is spliced from 6 exons. Lineage: Eukaryota; Viridiplantae; Streptophyta; Magnoliopsida; Apiales; Apiaceae. Gene Ontology annotation, molecular function: protein binding. The record is from RefSeq and is a predicted model, not a curated record.
GUUUAUUACAAUCCAGAGACCACAAGUCCAAUCUCAAUCAAACCCCCCACUUUCUAACUCCACUUUAUUACUCAACUGAACACACUUCAUCCACCUAGAAUCCUGUCCUUACCAUCCAUCUCAACAUCUCCCAGUAAUUAGUUUUAAUUCCAAACCUGAAAAAACAGCAGAAAUGGUUGUGUUUAAUUCGCGUGGAAGCGGUGUCGUUUUGGUGGUUGUCCUAACGGUGUUUUUAACGGUGGUGAACGGCAACAUAGAAGGGGAUUCGCUGUAUGCGUUCAGACAUAGCUUAACUGAUCCAGACAACGUGCUGGAUAGCUGGGAUCCAACUCUGGUUAAUCCUUGUACUUGGUUUCAUAUCACUUGUAACCAAGACAAUCAUGUCACUCGCGUUGAUCUUGGCAACACAAAUUUGUCUGGUCUUUUGGUACCUGAGCUCGGAAAGCUUGAACAUCUGCAGUAUCUCGAACUUUACAAAAAUAACAUUCAAGGAACUAUCCCCAAUGAGCUUGGAAACUUAAAAAGUCUGAUAAGCUUGGACUUGUACAACAACAAUCUCACAGGGAUCAUUCCUCCUACACUGGGGAAGUUGAAGUCUCUUGUUUUCUUGCGUCUUAAUGACAAUCAUCUGGUUGGCAGAAUCCCUAGGGAACUUGUUAAUGUUUCCACCCUAAAAGUCGUUGAUGUCUCAAGCAAUAACUUGUGUGGAACAAUUCCUACAAAGGGUCCAUUUGAGCACAUCCCAUUGAGCAACUUUGAGAAUAAUCCACGACUGGAAGGACCAGAGUUGCAGGGGCUUGCAAGUUACGAUACAAACUGCACAUGAAUAAGAUCUGAUGUAGAAAGUUUGUGAAUCCUCUUGUGUUAAUUUAGUCCUGCGGCCCUAUAAAAAAUAUAUAUUAGGCUAGUUGUCUUGUACUAUAAGAUGGUGUGGGUAUGCAAAGGUUUGUUGCAACUUGCAAACAGCAAACGUUUGUGAAAGAUCAGUAACAACAAAUCUGGAUUAUGUUCUGUGUUAUUGUAAUGCCGAGUUGCAUAAAUUAGUAUUAUGGA